AUGUCCCCCUUGACGGAGUCCAUGCCGGGUGGAUCCCUUCAGGCAGACAUCCAGGCCACUGAGGAGGCCAUCCGUCGGGUGGCGACAGGGCCUCAGGCGAUCAUCUCGUUGGCGGACUUGCGCGCGGCCUCCACCCGCGCACUGAAGCACCUUAAUCAAGUGCCCGCGAGUGCCGGGCCCGGGGGCGGGGAGAUUCCCUCGGUUCCGUGGGACGCGGUCGGCGGCCUCGAGCCGGUCAAGGCCGCUGUGCGCGAAAUUAUCGAACUCCCACGACUGCUGUCGCAAUACCUGGGACCCUCUGCGGCCGAGGGUCUACGCGCGCGGUCGAGCUUGCUGCUCUUCGGCCCGCCCGGAACCGGGAAGACCCUGGUGGCCAAGGCCAUCGCCACCGGGUCCAAGACGCGCUUCAUGGCCGUCAAGGGGGCCGAGCUGUUGGACAAGUGGGUUGGCGAGAGCGAGCGACGGGUCAGCGAACUCUUCGAACGAGCG
Molecule: messenger RNA, 489 nt
Organism: Fonticula alba
Lineage: Eukaryota; Rotosphaerida; Fonticulaceae
Product: vesicle-fusing ATPase
Exons: 1
Molecular function (GO): ATP binding; ATP hydrolysis activity
Source: RefSeq, a predicted model, not a curated record